AUGCCUUGUAGGCCCAUGAGUCCUAAACCACGGAGUCCACGCUCUGCUUCUCAACACAAGAGCUUCCGCUACCCUGGAAGAAUAUAUGCUGCUUCAAUGAUCUCUCUCAGGAACAGCUUUGCAGUUGAAGGCCAUUUGGAGGCUCCUGAGAGACCAAAAACGCUGAAACCCAGAGGUAGUCUCUUACUUUCUGUACACUCACUGAACAAUGAAUACCAGAGGGAUGACAGUGGCAUAAGCAGUCAAUCUCAGAUCAGCUUAAACACAGCUUCUUCCACUAGUGACAUGGUCCAAGAUGAGGAGUCUAAACAGCAAUGUCAAACGCCACCUGAAAAGAGGCCAAAUGAGAAAUGGGUUCCCCAUCGCAAAAGGAGGCCUCCCCAGGUUCCAUCAUCCCCAUGCCCUAUAUCCACCUUUGAGAGCAAAGCCUGGAGGCUUUCCUUCCUUGCACCAGAUGAAAAAGCCAAGGAGAUUCCAGAGAGGAGGAGGAAGAGACCUAAACCUCUCUAUAAGUGCUUCAGCUUCGAUGAUGUUUGGAUGGAGAGGAACCAAAAAAGAAAGCUAGAGAAGGAGACACAGCCAGAGAAAGGGAUUCAGUUGCGACACGUCCCAGAGGACCAGUUAAAAGCUGGAAUAAGUCCAUCCAUCACAUCUGAUGCCUUUGACAUCCUACCACUGAAACUGCAUCCUUUUUCCCAGAGCACUCCAACAGGCUUAGACUGCAUGGGCUGGAAACGACACAUAUCCUCUUCUGUGAUUGCUGAUGGGGCUUUGGAUAAGACAGCUCUAACAGACGAUGUGGGAAGUGAAGAGGACCUGUAUGAGGACUUCCGAAGUUCCAGCCACCGCUAUGGCCAUGCUGGGGGAGGCGGAGAGCAGCUUGCUAUCAAUGAGCUCAUCAGUGAUGGCAGUGUGGUGUAUGCAGAAGCCCUCUGGGACCACGUCACAAUGGAUGACCAAGAGCUGGGAUUCAAGGCUGGCGAAGUCAUUGAAGUAAUGGAUGCUACCAACAAGGAGUGGUGGUGGGGAAGGAUUCUGGAUAGUGAAGGCUGGUUUCCAGCCAGCUUUGUACGGCUGAGAGUAAACCAGGAUGAACCCAUGGAAGACUAUCCAUUGAAGGUUGAGGGUGGCAAAGAAGACGAGUCCAGCAGUGGCACCCGCCGCUUUGGGAUGGGUCAGACCACGAAAGACCAAAUGAGGACCAACGUCAUCAACGAGAUCCUAAGCACGGAGAGAGACUACAUCAAGCAUCUGAAGGACAUUUGUGAGGGUUACAUUAAGCAGUGCCGCAAAAGAGCAGACAUGUUUACAGAAGAACAGCUGAAGACAAUCUUUGGGAAUAUUGAGGACAUCUACAGGUGCCAGAAGAAAUUUGUUAAAGCACUAGAGAAGAAAUUCAACAAAGACCACCCACAUUUGAGUGAGGUUGGCUCGUGCUUCUUGGAAUAUCAAACCGAGUUUCAGAUCUACUCUGAGUACUGCAACAACCACCCCAACGCCUGCAUGGAGCUAUCCCGCCUCACCAAAGUCAACAAGUACGUCUACUUCUUUGAAGCCUGCCGCCUGCUGCAGAAGAUGAUCGACAUCUCUCUGGAUGGGUUCCUGCUGACUCCCGUGCAAAAGAUCUGCAAAUACCCCCUGCAACUGGCUGAGCUGCUCAAAUACACCAACCCCCAACACAGGGAUUUUAAAGAUGUUGAAGCUGCCUUAAAUGCCAUGAAGAACGUUGCUCGGCUCAUCAACGAGAGAAAGCGGCGGCUGGAGAACAUUGACAAAAUUGCUCAGUGGCAGAGUUCCAUAGAAGACUGGGAGGGUGAAGAUGUUCUAGUCAGAAGUUCAGAACUCAUCUAUUCUGGGGAAUUAACCAAAAUCUCCCACCCUCAAGCCAAGAGCCAACAGAGGAUGUUCUUCCUCUUCGAUCACCAGCUUGUCUGCUGCAAGAAGGACCUCUUGCGCCGGGACAUCUUGUACUACAAGAGCCGCAUCAACAUGGAUGAUAUGGAAAUACUGGAUGUCGAAGAUGGGAAGGACAAGGACUUCAACAUCAGUGUGAAAAAUGCAUUUAAGUUACACUGCCGAGACACUGAGGAAGUCCACUUGUUCUGUGCAAAAAAACCUGAGCACAAACAGCGCUGGCUGAAGGCAUUUGAGAAUGAAAGGAGACAGGUUCAGCUAGACCAGGAGACAGGUUUUUCAAUCACAGAGGUGCAGAAAAAGCAGGCAAUGCUGAAUGCCAGCAAGCAGCACCAGACUGGGAAACCUAAGGCUGUCACCAGGCCAUACUAUGAUUUUCUGAUGCGUCAGAAGCAUCCCACCCUGCCUACUACACUCCCUCAGCAGCAAGUCUUCAUGCUGGCAGAGCCCAAGCGCAAGCCCUCGAACUUCUGGCAGAACAUCAGCAGGCUGACACCCUUCCGGAAAUAA
Molecule: messenger RNA, 2424 nt
Organism: Indicator indicator
Lineage: Eukaryota; Metazoa; Chordata; Aves; Piciformes; Indicatoridae
Gene: ARHGEF4
Product: Rho guanine nucleotide exchange factor 4
Exons: 13
Coding region: 1-2424 (807 amino acids)
Biological process (GO): intracellular signal transduction
Molecular function (GO): protein binding; guanyl-nucleotide exchange factor activity
Source: RefSeq, a predicted model, not a curated record